Messenger RNA from Chelmon rostratus (copperband butterflyfish), 1313 nucleotides. It is a transcript of the gene tsen15, whose product is annotated as TSEN15 tRNA splicing endonuclease subunit. The record is from RefSeq and is a predicted model, not a curated record. Gene Ontology annotation, molecular function: nucleic acid binding. The transcript has 4 exons. Gene Ontology annotation, biological process: tRNA splicing, via endonucleolytic cleavage and ligation. NCBI's taxonomy places the organism in Eukaryota, Metazoa, Chordata, Actinopteri, Chaetodontiformes, Chaetodontidae. Bases 104 to 559 code for a protein of 151 amino acids.
UGAGCGACGGCUCCUCCAUGCCGUGACAGCAGCGGCAGUGUGUCCUGACAUUAGCCAGUGCUUAUUACUGACAUAAUUCUACAUACACAGACCGAUAAUUAAAAUGUCGGAAGCGUCAGACGUGCUGGAGAAACCUCCGCCUCCGAACUGGAUCCUUCAGCACCCAGCGUAUCAGCUAAUGAAGAACCUGGAGGUUGAGGACAGUGAACAAAUACACGCAGCUUUCCUUGUGUACAUGGAUCUUUGUGAGGUGCGUCGGUGGAAAGAGGUGUCUUGUGUCAAGAGCCCUGAGCUGCAGGUGGUUUUGCUGGAAGUGAGGGAGAAGGAAGGAGCACCCGUCCAGACCGUUCUUCCACUGCCUGUUCGCCGACCUCUGAACCACAAAAGCAUACGCCACGUGCUGGACAGAGGCUUCCCCAUGCUGUUGUGUGCCGUAGCUUCUGACUCCACCCUGGUCUACCAGAGGAUGACUGAUGGGUUGGUGACACCUGAUCCCCCUGUAGGACCCUUCCAGGACGUGGGACGCCGACAGCACCGGAAGAGGCGGCAGCAGCGCUGAGCAGCUCGAGGGAAAAGACACUUUGGUGUUGAUGUUGAACCAGAGAAGGGCAGAAUAGGCCAGGCAGUGUGUUGGUUGGUCUGUCUGUGUAAGAUGCUCCUAAAAAGCAGGUGCAAACCAAAGUGCCCUUCUGGGUGCCCUUUGUAAGAAACAACUGGUGACAUCCAACCAGUGAAGAUUCCCAAACUUUUUGACUUUUGACCACUUAAAACUUCUGUUUUAUUUGUGUCUGAAAGCAUGACUUUCUUUUCUGCUGUCCUAACUUGUGCUCAUCUCGUGACUCCUGAGAUUGGAGGGUCCUGACCUCAGUCUGGAAAGCAGUAGUUUGGAGAAACUGCUUACUGACUGUGACAGAAUGCAAGCUUGUUCCCCUGAGCCUUCCCUGUUCGGGAAAUUAGUGGUUCGUGUGUAGUCAGGGAUGUGUUCACACAACAUUAUACUUUACAGUAUGUGGUCACAUGCCUUUCUCAAAGCCGUUAUAUGGGACCUGAUGAGUUGGAUCAUAGUGCAUCCACAAAGCAUUUUGAUUACAUUACCACUAGAGCCUGACUGAUACUAGAUUUUUGACACUGAUGAAGAUGUUAAUAUUUGAAAUUUAAAAACAAUUGAACUGAUUAUAAAUAUAAUAAUAAUAAUAAAUAUUACUUUUUAUCAUAAAGACAUAACAUGAACAAACAUUUUUGACAAGGAUCCCUCAAAUUGUGACUGUAAACGACUCCCAUACUUUGUUAGUUGUGCCUAAUAAAUGUAAAGU